Messenger RNA from Knipowitschia caucasica, 1632 nucleotides. NCBI's taxonomy places the organism in Eukaryota, Metazoa, Chordata, Actinopteri, Gobiiformes, Gobiidae. The record is from the annotation of a GenBank genome assembly.
AUGGUGCAUUCUUUAGUCAGCCUUUGUGCCGCGGAGGUGGUCAGUGACCACAGCUCGUCGCCCUGUUGGCUCCAGUGGAUCCCCAGAGAACUGUACAGACCGCUGCUGGAGGCCUCUUUCACCAGCAACAGACCGCUUGCUGUGGGGGAACUCGUCCAGAGAUGGCCCGAGCGGACUUUGCGAGUGGGACGAAGAAAACGUGGAGUGGCUUCCCCAAACAGACUGUGCAUACAAGCUCUUUUACUGGCUGUGGUCAGGGGACUCACAGAUCAAAGAAGUAUUCUACAGCUGCUGGAUCUGUGUGGACAGCAAGGCGAUGAGGGCAGUCUGGGAGACCCAAUGGGAGGCUGGUCCCUGACCGUGGCAUUGUGUACUAUGAUUGUUCAGGCAGGAGCUAAAAGAGCCCAGAGAAAAGACGGAGAACGUGAAAGAAAGAGGUUCUCAGCUCUGCAAAGACACGCAGAUGUAAAGAGAGAGAGAGCAGAUAUAGUGGAAAACAAUAGCAGUGCAUCAUCAGAGAUAAGGUCUGAGGAAGAGCUGACUAAAGGAGUGAGAAGGAGGAUGGAGCUCAAGAGGAAGGGCGAGGGUCCAUCUACAGAUGAAGCAGACUCGAGAAUGGAGAGUAUUGAAAACGACAUAGUUUUGGUCCACGUGAGAGCUGAUCUUUUUGUCAAUGCCCGAUCCUGGGAUCGUGUUCGCGCAGCUUUAAGUUCUCAAGGGCCGCUUAAACUUCAGUGUAGAUAUCUCCGCAUUGAAGAAAUCUCAGUUUCAAGCAUCAAGAUCCUACUAAAUCUGCUGCCCCAUCAGUUUCUUCUUGGGUUAGACGUGAGAUACAGUAGUCUUGGAGUGGCUGGAUUAGCAGAGCUGUUACCUCUUCUUUCCACCUUUCCUGCUCUUGAAUCUCUCCGCUUGCACUACUGUAAUUUAGACAUUCGGAGAGACCUUCAUGGUCAAGAGGAAGCACUUCGAGACCUUUCACAGGGACUGACUCAGCUCCAUCACCUCAAAAGUCUUAGCCUCACUGCCUUGAGGCUGCCUGGUCAACUGCGGGUGAUGCUCAGUUCUUUGCCUCAACCUUUAGAGACUCUAGAACUUCCAUAUUUGAGCCUGAGCCCUGCAGACCUGGCCUAUCUAUCCAUUAGCCAUCAUGCAUCGACUCUUCAGCAGCUAGACUUGAGUGAGAACCGACUGGAUGAAGCCACACUGCCCUCGGUGCGGCGCCUCCUCUCCCAGGCCUCCAGCAGCUUGCAGCAUCUUUCUUUAAGUGGCUGUGGCCUUACUGACCACCUGCUGGGCCUGUUGCUGCCCUCCCUGGGAUGUUGCAUUGCUCUGAAAAGCUUGGCAUUUGCCCUGAACCCACUCUCUAUGUCUGGUCUCAUGGACUUGGUCAAGAUGGCUGUGAGGAUGGGCAGUCUUCGUCAGUUGUUGUACCCAAACCCACUGGAGGAUUACCAGCCAGGACUCCCAGACCUUCCCUCCAGUGCUCAGCUUUUAGACUGGCCUCUGGAUGAUACGAUAGAGAUCAGCGCUACAAGUACACUGCUCAAUAGAGUGCUGAUAGAAAAUGGGCGCUCCAACCUCCAUCUCACAUGUGACCUUCUAAAUUAUCACAAAAACUUAAAAGACGAAUGA